GGCUGGGCUGAGGAGGAGGCGGCGGCACGGGAAGCCCCGGCUCGGGGACGGCCGCGGACUCGGAGGGAGCCCGGAGCCGGGUAAACUGCGAAGCAGACUCUUGAGUUUGCAGCUGGCCUGUAGUUUCUGUAGUUCAUGAAGAGAUACUUCAUACAGGUGGCACUUUGCUGAAGUUUGUUGAGAAUUCUCAGCAUCUUUGCAGAUAUUGCUGGCAAUUUCCAGGUGAGGCCGCCGAGUUGGGGACGCCGGGUCCCUCAGCAUGAAUGCCGCCGCCGGUCCCCCGGAGUGAACGACCCGCGCCCACCGGCCGCCGCCGCCGCCUCCCUCCCGGGCCGCCCCGGGCUGUCUGCCGCGCGCCCACCGCCCCGUCCCCGCGGCGAGCGGCACCAUGUGUCAUGUCAUCGUCACCUGCCGCUCCAUGCUGUGGACGCUCCUGAGCAUCGCCGUGGCCUUCGCGGAGCUCAUCGCCUUCAUGAGCGCCGACUGGCUGAUCGCGGGGGCCCAGGGCCGCGGCGGGCGCGCCGAGCCCGCGGGCGCCGCCGAGCCCCGCCGCCCGACCCUGGGCAUCUACGCCCGCUGCAUCCGCAACCCGGGCGUGCAGCACGUGCCGCGGGACACGCUGUGCGGGCCCUACGCCGACAGCUUCGGCGAGAUCGCCAGCGGCUUCUGGCAGGCCACGGCCAUCUUCCUGGCCGUGGGGAUCUUCAUCCUGUGCGUGGUGGCCCUGGUGUCGGUGUUCACCAUGUGCGUGCAGAGCAUCAUGAAGAAGAGCAUCUUCAACGUCUGCGGGCUCCUGCAGGGCAUCGCAGGUCUGUUCCUUAUCCUGGGUUUGAUACUCUACCCUGCUGGCUGGGGCUGCCAGAAAGCCAUAGACUACUGUGGUCCCUACGCAUCUGCCUACAAGCCCGGAGACUGCGCCCUGGGCUGGGCCUUCUACACGGCCAUCGGCGGCACCGUCCUCACGUUCAUCUGUGCUGUCUUCUCCGCACAAGCAGAAAUUGCAACCUCCAGUGACAAAGUGCAGGAAGAGAUCGAAGAGGGGAAAAGCCUCAUCUGCCUCCUCUAGUGUGUUAGAGACGUGCUGCGCUCCCUCGUGCGAGCUUGUGGAAGUCGUCACUGGCAUCAGAGGAGAACUAGCUUUACCUUCCCGAGCCGCCACCUGGCUGAGCAGAGCCCCGGCCUGGGGCUGCAUGCGGACGAGAAGGGAUGGACCCGGAGCGCAGUGUGAGUCCUGACUGCUGGUGCCCUGCCGUCAGCCUCCCCCGGCUCAGUGGAGGCGGGACUCGCGGUGGCGCCCUCCUCUGGCCGCACAGGAGACCUCAGCCAGUCCGCGGGCCCUGGGGGCGCUGUUCUGCCCUCAGAAUGUCUGUGGGUCAGUUUAGGUUUCCUUGUUUCAGGUGUCUGUUAAAGAUUAAAAGGAAGGCUACAGACUUACUGGGGACAGAUUGAGUGCUACAGGACACAGCAAGAUAGGGACAGAGUAGAAUCCAGGGCAAAGUGGAUUCACUCCACUGCCACUCCAAGAUUUUUGAGUAAAGAAAAAUUAAAGACCAGUACCUUCUAUGGGGGAAAAAAAAGACACACACAAAAUCUUGCCAGUAGAUUCUUUCCUAGGCCCCACGCCGGCUCUGCCACCUCCUCCUCGGAGAUCACAGUUCUGCUAGGUUAGAACUGGGCUGUGUCCGCCUUCUGGGGACAGCCAAGCCUCUCGAGAUGCCACUGGGAGGAGGCAGCAGAGCCUUGAGUUGGUAGGGGCCGCUUUCUCCAUUGGAAACCAUUCGACCGCCAGCCGACCGCCAGCCCCUCAGCAGAGGAAUGGCAUUCUUUUCAGAAAAAGGGGGGUGGCGAGGGGGCUUCUUGAGUUACUGGUCUGAUUCUGAAGUAACAUGAAAUUGCUAGAACUAAAUAGCUACAUCAAGACUAUAUCACAAGGAAAGCACAGAGACAGUGCAGAGGGGAAAAAAAAAAUCCAGAAGCUAAAAAUAAUUGAGCUCAUACGACCUGCCUACCCGUUCACAAAAACAGCCACAGGCCACUACCAAAAGGGAUUCAGGGCUUUUAAGCUGGUUUCCAUAAAUUAUCAAUAUAAUUGAUCCAGGAAGAUAGUAAUCAGAAUGACCUAAGUAGCCAUAAACAACUAACCAGGCAUUAUAUGAGCUUUAAGUAUUGCAGAAUGAUACAAAAACACUCCUGGAACCUCCGGACUUCUAGAAGGAUUAAAAGCAAGUCUCUUUGGUUUUAUGAAUGUGCUCAUUUGAGGUUUUGUUUUGAAAGUUUAACAGAGUUAACUAAGCACCUUCUUUCUUACUGUCCAUAAUGUGCUAAGUACUACCACUUAUGCAAGCAACCCUGACUCAUUUUGCACCCUUGCCCUAGUGAAUCAUCUUUAAGCUUUGAGGGUUUAGAACUAUCCCCGGGUGCAGAAGCAACUAAAGUUUUAUUAUAUUUUAGGGUCUUUGGCUAUAGCAGAAAUCAUCUUACCUCUCACAGAUGAAAGGCAAGAGGGGUGUUAUACCACUUUUCAAUAAGCUUACCACUUUGACCAAAGUUUAAAAUAAGCAAGGUACAAACCAUACACUUUUUUCAAAGAGAAAAAGAGGUUUCCUGCUAAGCAACCAAGGGAUCAUGUCUCCAAGCACAUGAAAAAUAGGGAUGGGAGCAAUGGAUGAGACCCCUGUUCCUGACUGCAUGGGUAGUGUUCUAACCAAGCCCUUGUGCCUACAUGGUAACUCUUUUCCAGCAUCAGCAAUGCUUGGCAUUUAAAGCAAUUUUGUCAUCAGGCAAAUCUUGCUCAAUAAUUUGUUUCAUUACAAGACAGAAAUCUCUAACACUAAUCUCAGUUUCCUCCUGAUGCUAGGCUAGUCAUGUGCCCAGAGGACCCUCUGAACAGAUCCCUCGCUCUUUGGUGAAAGUAGCGGCGCACUCCCGAUCAGCCUGGUAACAAUCACAUGACUCAUUAGUUCAUUAGUCUGAAUGUUAUGGAAGAGCGCAGAGGAUACUUGCACAAGAAAAACCCUAAACCACUAAAGACUACCUAGACACUGACUUACGACGACAGACAUCAGUUAAAAAAAACAACUGGGUCUUUUAAAAACUUUAGUCCACUAUACAAACGUACUUUAGAUUGAAAGGACCAUUUAAAAUCAUUCUAGUCUAGACCAAAACUCUUCUACACCGCUCUUUAAAUACCACUUGUUGACCCAUACUUAUUUUUUUUAAUAGAACAAUUGCUGAUACCAGAAAAGUCCUAUUUAUUUUGCCUGUAUCUGUUGCUUCAAGUUUUGUGAUACGCUAGGCUUCUCAAUGAACUCUAAAGCAGGAAUAUUUGCCUUGGGGUCUGUGGAGUCUUUAAACCUGUGUUUUAAUUCACAAUGUUACAUGAAAUGUGUUAAGGGUUUUGUAUCAUUUCAAACAUCUGUGGUGUAAUGAAUGAUCUUUGGUAAACAUGUAUUCUGUAAAGUGCCAUAGUCUCUUUUUAUGUGUAGCGUAUUUAUAUAUAUAUACAUAUAUAUAGAAUACAUACACAGGUUUGUGUGAAAGAUGUGCAAUAAACAAAGGUGUAUGUAUGUAUUUUCUGGAAACUGGACAGGAGUCAACACAGGCGACUCUUGGCAGAGGGGAGUUACACAUUUUCGCCUGCACGGCCUCAUCAUUCGCGUAAAACAACUUGAAUGCUACACAAACCUUAUGUGAAGACAAGACUGGUAUGGAAUCCUUUUCUCUUGGGUCUAAAAUAAAAUAAUCUCUCUACUUACAUGAACGUGAAACCAGGCCCAGGUAAUGCUCGUCUUUCUUGUGAAAUGUGAAGCUGCCACCUUGCCUUUCUCCCGUUGGUGUAAUAACUCGUGACUGGCACAUUCUCACGAAGGAGCUAUUUCUUCACGGGCGCUUCUAGACCACGUUAAUGCCAGACACUGCGGAAGGGCUAAUCUCACACCUUCUUAGCCAUGCGCCUGGCUUAGAAUGGACUUCUGUGUGCAAUAACUUGUGGCCACUGGAAAUCCCCGGCCUCCACUUGCGUUUGGGUACCAGUGACUCCGUUGGCCUCAAGAGUUGAAGGGAUGGCUGGGAUUUCAUCUGAGACUGUGGUGAAACUCCUGCCAGGGCUGACGGAUCAAGAGGUGCUUUGGAGGAACUUGGCACCACCUGAAAUUCAGUAGCCACUUGAGCCAAAUAUAAAAUUGUAUUUACAGCUGACAGACUCAACUUGAGCCUUCAAACUUGUGGUUAUCCUAUUGUAAAGUAAUAUGUUGUUUGUCUAGCAUGGAUUAGGUUUCUGUGCAUAUGUAUUUUCACAAUGUGCUUCCUUCCCCUCUUCAGUUUGAAUUAAAUCACAUUUUGCAAACUCA
Molecule: messenger RNA, 4349 nt
Organism: Perognathus longimembris pacificus (Pacific pocket mouse)
Lineage: Eukaryota; Metazoa; Chordata; Mammalia; Rodentia; Heteromyidae
Gene: Lhfpl2
Product: LHFPL tetraspan subfamily member 2
Exons: 5
Coding region: 389-1066 (225 amino acids)
Cellular component (GO): membrane
Source: RefSeq, a predicted model, not a curated record